ACCAAGAACAACACCUCCUAGUCAUCCAUACCCUUCACACAUCUUGUACCCCACAUAUCUUUGUGACACACACAUAAUUACUUAAUAAGAUAUAUAAAUACAUAUGCAUGGUAAUAUAAGGUGAUCCAUAUCAAUAAACAAAACAAGAUGGCGGAUAUGCAGGAUACGAUGCUGCUGGGUUUGGAGGGAAUCAAGAAAACCAUCCUGCAUGGAGGCACCGGAGACAUCCCAAAACUCAUCACUGGGGCAAAGGUGACGUUUCACUUCCGCACCCAGUUGUGUGAUGAUGAACGUACAGUGAUAGAUGACAGCAAAGUGGCGGGGACGCCCAUGGAGAUAGUGAUCGGCAACAUGUUCAAGCUGGACAUCUGGGAGACCCUGUUGUCCUCCUUGAGGAUCGGUGAGGUGGCUGAAUUCUGGUGUGACACCAUUCACACUGGCGUUUAUCCAAUUGUGUCCAAGAGUAUGAGGCGCAUUGCAGAGGGCAAAGACCCAGUUGACUGGCACAUCCAUACAUGUGGUAUGGCCAACAUGUUCGCCUACCACAGCCUUGGCUACGACGACCUGGAUGAGCUGAUGAAAGAACCAAAACCCCUCUACUUUGUCCUGGAGCUGCUCAGGGUGCAGCAGCCCAGUGAGUACAACAGGGACACGUGGGCUUUGAGUGAUGAGGAGAGGCUGAAAGUGGUCCCUGUGCUGCACGGCCACGGGAACAAGCUCUACAAACAAGGUCACUACCAACAGGCCACAGAAAAGUACAAGGAGGCCAUCAUCUGCAUCAAGAAUGUUCAGACAAAGGAGAAAGCAUGGGAGGCCCAAUGGCUGAAGCUGGAGAAGAUGGCCAACACCUUAACGCUCAACUACUGCCAGUGUCUACUGCGCAUGGAAGAAUACUACGAAGCCAUCGAGCACACUACCGACAUCAUCAACCAGAACCCAGGUGAAAUGAAAGCCUUCUACCUGCGAGGGAAGGCCCAUGUGGAAGUGUGGAACGAGGCGGAGGCUCGGCAGGACUUCAGCAGGGUGCUGGACCUGGACCCUGGCAUGAAGAAGGCCGUCAAGAGAGAGCUGGCUGUGCUUAAUAUGCGCAUGGAGGAAAAGAACCAGGAGGACAAGAUCAAGUACAAAGGCAUGUUUUGACCAGGAGAGACUGCAGCAGAGGUUGGAGCAUCAGAGGAGUGAUGGGCUAAAGAGUAAAGUUAUUAAAUCACAAAUCCCCAUGCUUAAUUUGACCUUUAACCACUACACCCAACUCCCUGCAUCGACUUUCGCCAUGGCUUUGAGACACUCCCAGUAGUGUGGAAGAGAGUGCCCACUAAAAUAAUAGUGGUUUAUUAAAUCAGGAUGUUAUAUAAGCCGCUCCCUUUCGGCUCCCCUCUUUCCUUUUCCUCUGAACCAUGAGUGAGACAACCUAGUAAAGUAAGGACUUUUCACCCUUAUAAUCUCACUUUUUGGUAUCAAUUGGUUGAUAUUUCAUGGAUUGGUUUAAAUGUUUGACUUUGUUGUUUGUAUUGCGUUUAUAUUAUAUUGUUAAACUAGGCAUUGAGAUGUACCUAAAUGCUAAGAUUAUGGAUGUAUUAAGUGAUUUAAGUGAGAAUACUAAAUAUGAAGCUGGAGCUACCAGCCAAUUAGCUUAUUUUCGCAUAAAGACUGGAAACCGCUAGAUUUGCUCUGUCCAGCUCCAUUAUAACAUGAGCUUUAGAGGUGAGGGUAGGUGGCUAUUUCACUUUUGUACAGAGCCUGGCUUACUCUUUCCCCUAGUUUCCAGUCUUUAUGCUAAGAUAAGCUAGCCAGCUGCUGGCAGUAGUUACAAAUUUACCGGAUAGACAUGAGAGUACUAUCAGUCUUCUUAUCCAACUCUCGGGAAGUUUGCGAAUAAUAUCAAACUAUUCCUUUGUUGAUUUUCUGAUUUGGAAUAUUGUUUUGGAAUAUUUCCUCAUCAUGUAAAGAAAAGAAAAAAAUCCAUGAUACUGACUGAUUGCUAAUAAAUUGUUGGAGCAGUAUAUUUGGAUUUCUGUGUUUAAAUAUGACCCCACAACAGAUGUUAUGUGAGCCAACAGAACCACCAAAAGUCAUGUCACACUCUGCCACUAUUUUCCCUAAACAAUGUUGAAGAACUGAAGUAGUGGCUAUGUUAUCUCUAAAGUGUGAUAUUAAGUCAAUAGUCAUAUCAAAUAAAAUUUAAACAAAGUUUCUUCUCUAAGUCUUGGAAGCACAUUGGCCUUCCACAAGAUGGCGCUCUGACCACAAUUAUGCCUCUGUUUCAACUUAAACCCUGUUGGAAAUUAUUCUGAGCCUAUCAGCAGCAUUCUCAUUUUCAUGAAGUGUCUAGGGGCGCAUAAAAAUAAAUAAUCUGGAUUUUA
Messenger RNA from Perca fluviatilis (European perch), 2363 nucleotides. It is a transcript of the gene aipl1, whose product is annotated as aryl hydrocarbon receptor interacting protein-like 1. The transcript is spliced from 6 exons. Gene Ontology annotation, molecular function: peptidyl-prolyl cis-trans isomerase activity; protein binding. The record is from RefSeq and is a predicted model, not a curated record. NCBI's taxonomy places the organism in Eukaryota, Metazoa, Chordata, Actinopteri, Perciformes, Percidae. The coding region runs from base 148 to 1140 and encodes 330 amino acids.